UUGAUCGUCCUCGUGCUCAAGCAGUGAUGUCGUCGACGACGGUGGUGCAGUGCACGCGUCCGGUAAUCCUUAACGAAGCGCCGCAGCAAGCAUGGGUGGAGAUCUCGAUGGAACCUGGCAAUGCGAGGUUGAAGAGCGGUGCCGGGUUCAUCUGGCUUCGCGAAGCCAAAGUGUAUGCCGAGCGAAAGGACAAGGUGUACGACGUGCGCGUGACUGACGCCAAGACAAACAUCAUGCGGUUCAAAAUGGAGUGGAAGACUUGGAAAGAGACUGGAGGAGGGUUUGAAGCAGCACUCGCGCAAACGAUCGACAAGGUCAAGUCGUCGUCGAGCAUUGAGGCCAUGAUGAUGCGUCGACGCAAGCGGGCCCCACCAGCCGUCAAUGCCGUCGCGGUCACGAAAAAAGUUGACGAGAAUGUCAAAACGGAGUCUGUCCAACCUGUUCCGGCCGCAGCACCAACAGAAGCGGCAUCGACGCCACCACCUGUCCAUGCGAACCCACCCAUGGACGACACCGCUGUAGUCACGACGGACGAAGAAGACAAACGAUUGCUUCCGUUAGACGUCCUGGGCAGCCCCCGACCUGCGCGGAAGCGUUUGUCCUUGCCGCUGCAAUCCCCGCCACGUCUAGUCACCCACCGCAUGUCCAUCUCGCCGUCGUCACCCAUGAAGCAAGGCAUGACCGCCAAGUCGCCGUUCCGUUCACCGUUUCGCUCUCCAUUUCGAAAGACCGAAGUGGAAAAGCGGUACCUGAGUCCGACCCGCGACGCCAGCAGCAGCAGCCCCAUGCCCCGCCGUCGAUUGAAGCGGCCGCAUCAGGAUAUUGUGGAAGCACUCGACUCGCCCGACCGACCUCCUCGCCGCGUCCGGUCGCUCUUCGACGCGAAUGAAGCUGACACUCUCACUCCAGCAUCCCCGCAUCUGAUGGCCCCACUGGCAGUCCACGUCGCGACGCCGCCGCUUUCAACGACCAGCGCAGAACCAUCGCUGGCUUCUAAGAGUCUGCCGUCCACAGUUAGCAAGUACUUCAAGCCGCCGGUGUCACUAGCCAGCAUGCUCCCGUCAGCCUUUGUGGACGCAGGAACCAUGUCGCCAACUGCGACGACCUCCCCAUCACAACCGCUUGAAACAUCCUCGUCGAGCCUCGCUCCGCCUUCCGCCCGUCGGUCCCCAUGCACCCCCAGUGGCAGUACCGACGACGGCAGUCACCACAGCAAAAAUAUGCGACAACGUGAUGGCCAAUCGCCGUCCAAAAAUGACUCGCCACACAAAGAGACCGACCAUUUGUCGACCAGCGCUCCUACGAAUCAAGCCAUCAUCGUCGUUCCACCCCCGCAACUCCACGGACUUGUCAACUUGGGCAACACGUGCUACAUGAACGCAGUGCUACAGGCAUUGCUAUGUUUGCCAGCGUUUACAAGCGCAUUGCGCACCGAAUCUUGGGUAGAUGACGUCCAUCUCAAGCCAAUGGCUGCAGCCCCACAUACUGAAGAAGCCAACACCAACCAUGUUCUGUACACGCUCUUUCAAGCCAUGGUCCAGGCCAAAUUAACCGGAAAAGCAUUGGGGAAUCCAAGCGCACUCAAAGCCGAGUUGGCCAAACGAUCGCCCAUCUUUGCCAACAAGGAACAACAGGACGCCCACGAGUUCUUUUCCACGUUUCUGCACGAACUUGAAGAAGACAUGACGCGUCUGGCAAUCAUGCAAGCACUCGAAAACGCAGCCAAACCCAAGCAGACACUGCUGUCGUACUUUGGCCGAUCCUCCCACCAUCAGCCGCCGCGUCCCGUGACGCCCGGCAACCUGCUGCCCACCGCAGCUUGCUUCCAAACUACCCUCCAACAAACCCUCACGUGCACUUCGUGCUCGUACAGUCGGCCCAUUUCAGAAACAUUCCGCGAGCUUUCGCUGGACUUUCCGCCUCUAUCGGUGCAUCCGCCCCGCCCCUUGGUGUGCUCGUGUCGAAAGCCGCCGGUGCUACUCACCGUCAAGAAAGAAGGCGCCAACCACGGCCGCCAGUUUGUCAAAUGCGGCCAACCUGUCAACCCGUGCAAGUUUUUUGAGUGGCAAGACUGCCCCCCACUUGCCCCACUUGCCCUGACCCAGUUGCUCACAGAGCAUUUCAAACCGCGCCAAGUGGACAUCACGUGUGAAAAGUGUCCCCAUGGAAAGCAAGCCACCAUGACGUGUCACAUCCAGUCGUUGCCGCCAGUGCUGGUCCUCCACUUGAAAAGAUUUGAAGUCCAGCAUGCGACCUUGACCAAACGGGUGGAUGCUGUCGACACCCCCGUGUCAUUGGAUCCGUCGACGUGGCCUCUAGCUGGCAUCGCGUCGACACCCACUGACCUUGCUAUAGCUACCACCCACGUGCCAACUCCAUUGUACGAGCUCAAGUGCAUCGUGCGGCAUUUGGGUCGCACGGCCAACGAAGGACAUUAUGUGACAGAUGUCCACGACGACCAACACCAGUGGAUGCGAUACAACGACACCCUUGUCACACAAGUGGAUGCUACUCAAGUGUUGCAAGGCCAUGGAGCCAAGUCGGGGUACCUCCUGGUCUACGUGCAGCGAGACCUUGUCCUCCGUCCAUCCGUCCAUGCAUCCGCCCCCCACGCCGGAUAAGUACAUCCACUUUGGCAAACCAUCCAAGAAGAACCUUGGCAACUUUGAGCGGUGGCUCGCAUAACAUAUCCCAAGCUUGCAGUUGACUGCAGUGGUGUUGUUCACCACGAUGGAGGAGGCUGUGUUUUGAUAAUAAUUUACAUGCACUUGAUUCAAAGCCA
Molecule: messenger RNA, 2782 nt
Organism: Aphanomyces astaci
Lineage: Eukaryota; Oomycota; Saprolegniomycetes; Saprolegniales; Verrucalvaceae
Exons: 6
Coding region: 27-2621 (864 amino acids)
Biological process (GO): protein deubiquitination
Molecular function (GO): cysteine-type deubiquitinase activity; zinc ion binding
Source: RefSeq, a predicted model, not a curated record